Messenger RNA from Geosmithia morbida, 1236 nucleotides. Its product is annotated as Glycosylphosphatidylinositol transamidase (GPIT), subunit GPI8. Gene Ontology annotation, cellular component: GPI-anchor transamidase complex. The transcript is spliced from 2 exons. NCBI's taxonomy places the organism in Eukaryota, Fungi, Ascomycota, Sordariomycetes, Hypocreales, Bionectriaceae. The coding region runs from base 1 to 1236 and encodes 411 amino acids. Gene Ontology annotation, molecular function: GPI-anchor transamidase activity. The record is from RefSeq and is a predicted model, not a curated record. Gene Ontology annotation, biological process: protein localization to cell surface; attachment of GPI anchor to protein; proteolysis.
AUGCUUACGAGCGUCCGCCGACCCAUGGCCUCGCUGGCAAUGCUGGCAGCCCUGGUGCUCGCCCUGGUCGCCGUACCCGUCGCAGCCGAACACACGAGCAACUGGGCUGUCCUCGUCGGGACGUCGCGCUUCUGGUUCAACUAUCGCCACAUGUCCAACGUGCUGGCCAUGUACCGGACUGUCAAGCGACUGGGAAUUCCCGACUCACAGAUCAUCCUCAUGCUGCCCGACGAUAUGGCCUGUAACCCGCGCAACUCGUUCCCCGGCACCGUGUACAGCAACUCGGACCGCGCCGUCGACCUGUACGGCGACAACAUCGAGGUCGACUACCGCGGAUACGAGGUGACGGUCGAGAACUUUAUCCGCCUCCUGACAGACCGUGUCGGUCCCGAUAUGCCGCGGAGCAAGAGGCUGCUCACCGACGACAGGAGCAAUAUCCUCAUCUACAUGACUGGCCACGGCGGCAACGAGUUUCUCAAGUUCCAGGAUGCCGAAGAGAUUGGCGCUUGGGAUCUGGCUGAUGCGUUCGAGCAGAUGUGGGAGAAGAAGAGAUACCACGAGAUCCUCUUCAUGAUCGACACCUGCCAGGCCAACACAAUGUUCAGCAGGCUCUAUUCCCCCAACAUCAUCGCCACCGGGUCCUCGGAGCUCGACCAGUCGUCCUACUCACACCACGCCGACAACGACGUCGGCGUCGCCGUCAUCGACCGCUUCACCUACUACAACCUCGAGUUCCUCGAGUCCCAGGUCCGCGACAUCAACAGCCAAGAGACGAUUGGCAACCUGUUCGACAGCUACGACAUCGCCAAGAUCCACUCCAACCCCGGCAUGCGCUACGACCUGUUCCCCGGCGGCGCCGACACCGCCCGCUCCCGCCUUAUCACCGACUUCUUUGGCAACAUCCAAAAUGUCGAGGUCGACCGCACCGGCGACGCUCAGUUCGAUGAGGAGCUCCUCGAGCUUAGCAAGACCAUCGCCGUCCUGCAGAAGCGCGCUGACGAGGAGGAGCAGGGCAAGCUGGACAAGGCUGCCGCUGCCGCUGCCGCCAAGGGUGGUAAGGGAAACACUACUGCCAGUGUUCCUGCUGGUGCUGUCCCGACCGCGUCAUCUCCCAACAACAAGAUGAAGGGUGCUACUUCCCUCACCGACGAUAGCUGGUGGACCAGAAAGGCCAUUGGUGCCACGGCUCUUGUCGGAUGUGUCGCUCUCUGGGGUCUUGGAUCAUUGAUGGAAUAG